AUGGUGAAAAGGAAGUUGGGGGCCUUGGAAAAGGUCGAGGCUGAUCUGCCUAACUUGCAACAUAAAAUCCGACGAGACCCCAAGUCAUAUAUCGAAGACUUUCGCGCUCAACACUAUCAGUAUGAGAGCCAUCGGGAAAUUUUCAUGGCGGCACCCGCAUCGGCCACCGAUACAGGCAUUAUCUCACUCAGAGAAUUAAUAGAUUUCAUUGCGCAUGUGGCCGAUUGCUAUCCCGACAUUACCAAGGAAUUCCCGCAGCAGCUUAUGGAUAUCUUGUCGCAACACCACUUGGUCCUGGAACCAGAACUGCGAGAGAAGAUCGUGGGCAGUCUGGUUCUUCUGAGAAAGAAAGAGCUGCUGGAUUCAGCGACGCUCCUUCAGACGCUCUUCCCGAUUCUGAUCACCACGCCCAGCAAGACGCUGCGGGCUCUGAUUUUCCAAAAGAUUCUCAUGGACCUCCGCUCAUCUAAUGCCAAGACGACGAAUCACAAACUCAACCGUACCAUGCAGACUGUGCUUUUCAAUUUGGUCACGUCAGACCGUACAUCUUCUAAGGGAUUAUGGGCUAUCAAGCUCACUCGUGAGCUGUGGAAGCGGCAGAUCUGGUCAGACGCCAAGGCUGUCGAGGUCAUGAAAGAGGCCAGUUUAGCCGAAAACGAAAAGGUUAUUGUUGGGGGUGUGCGCUUUUUCCUGGGAGGAGACAAAGAGCGGGAGGAAAUGGAGGAUGAAAGUAGUGACGAGGAGAUCGAUGUGGGACGGGUCAAACACCAGGUCGGCAUCAACAAGAAGACCCGGAGCAAAGCCCGCGCCAUCGAGAAGGCAAAGGCCACGAUUAAGAGGAGAGAGCGCAAGAAGAACCAACCUCACCAGUUGAACUUUUCUGCGCUGCACCUUUUGCAUGAUCCGCAGGGAUUCGCGGAGACGCUCUUCUCGAAGCACCUCCAAAACACGAAGUCCAAGCUGAACUUGGAGCAGAAGCUCAUGGUUCUGCAGCUCGUCACCCGUCUUGUUGGUCUGCAUAAACUGCACAUCAUGCAUCUCUACUCCUAUUUCCAGAAAUACCUAACCCCCCGUCAACCCUCCGUCACGUCCUUCUUGGCCUCGCUUGCCCAAGCAUCGCACGAUCUGGUUCCCCCGGAUGAUCUUGAACCACUCGUUCAGAAAAUUGCGAAUGAGUUCGUUUCCGAAGCGUCAGCAUCAGAAGUGGCUACGGCUGGACUCAAUGCCAUCAGAGAGAUCUGCGCGAGACAGCCGCUCGCAAUGAACGAGACUUUGCUUCAAGAUCUUGUCAUGUACAGGAAGAGUAAAGAUAAGGGUGUCGUGAUGGCGGCCAGAGGCCUGCUUAGUCUCUUCCGUGAGCACAACCCGGAAAUGCUCAAGAGACGUGACCGUGGUAAAGAAGCGUCUAUGGGUCUCCGGGCGGGGGAGAAGAAAGAAAAGCGUUUUGGAGAACAGGAGUCCGGUGGUAUCGAGGGUCUGGAGCUUCUUGAACAGUGGAAGCAGGAAGAGCGAAAGAAGAGGCGUGCUGAGAAGGGUCUUCCUUCUGAUGCGGAGGACGAUGAAGAUGAUGACGAAGCUGAUUGGGCCAACUGGAACGUGGAGGACGAUGAUGAUAGCGACAGUUCCGGUGGUUGGAUCGACGUCCAAAGCGACGCCGAGAUUGAUCUCAGCGACUCAGACGAUGAAAAGGACGGCCCUCCUGCUAAGAAAGCUAAGCAGGAUGAAAACAAAGAGUCGGCCAAGCCUGAGGAGAAGAAGGACCCGCUGGCUCUGGCAACUACCCGUAUCCUCACGCCAGCUGAUCUCGCUAAGCUUCAGGAACUGCGCAAUGAAGCCGCCGUCAAUGCGCUUGUGUCCGGUCCCAAGAGCCGUCGUGGCCAAAACAACACCUCUCGUGGCACUGAUGAGGCUUUGACUGCGGCAGAAAUCGAGGGAUUGGCUGCUCUGUCUGCAGGAAAGGCAACCCGCGAGGAGCGAAUCGCCCAUGCCAAGGAAGGGAAGACCGAUCGCUCCGAGUAUAAGAGUGUGACGGCUAGGAGAAAGGAGCGCAAGGAGGAGCAGGGCAAGAGUACUACCAACAAAGAGAAGGCCCGCAGAAAGAACUUCUUCAUGACCCUGGGCAAGGCGAAGUCCAAGGGCAAGCGUAGUCUUGUGGAAACGCGGAAUGUCUUGAAAGCCCAUCAUGAGAGACAGAAGAGAGGUGGAAGGAGGGGAAACAAUGGUUAA
This is a messenger RNA of Aspergillus terreus NIH2624, 2226 nucleotides long. Its product is annotated as SDA1 family protein. The record is from RefSeq and is a predicted model, not a curated record. NCBI's taxonomy places the organism in Eukaryota, Fungi, Ascomycota, Eurotiomycetes, Eurotiales, Aspergillaceae. Bases 1 to 2226 code for a protein of 741 amino acids. The transcript is spliced from 4 exons. Gene Ontology annotation, cellular component: nucleolus. Gene Ontology annotation, biological process: ribosomal large subunit export from nucleus; ribosomal large subunit biogenesis.